Messenger RNA from Racocetra persica, 1269 nucleotides. NCBI's taxonomy places the organism in Eukaryota, Fungi, Glomeromycota, Glomeromycetes, Diversisporales, Gigasporaceae. The record is from the annotation of a GenBank genome assembly.
AUGGCUGACGCGAACGAACCUGUGACGCGUUCAAACGAAGAUAAUUCGUCUCCCGAUGUGGUAAUACCUGCGGAUACUCAUGAAACAGUAGAAACAGCACCUAUCCAAGAUCCGCCAUCUGGUGCUUCUAGCGAUAAUCCUACAACCGUGGAGAAUCCCACUCCGCAACCGGAUUCCUCGGUACCUCCUGCAGACAUUCUUCAACCUUUACCUCCACAGUUGCCCCGUUGGAUGAACCCAACUCCAAAAUUGCAUGUCCCUGAACGAAGUGAUUAUUCUCAUCUAGAAUUUAAUUGGAAAGUGAAUCCUGCUUCAUAUUUAACACCAAUGGAUAAUACUUUUGUUGAUUAUAAUAUUUUGUUGGAUGGGCAUUCCCAUACUACAUUUUCUGAUGGCCGGAUGAAACCGGAACAAUUGUUACAAUGGGCAAUAGCAAAUGGGUACAAUGCUAUUGUGGUAAGUGACCACAAUACCAUUGAAGGAGCUCUAGAAGCUCAAAAAAUUGCAAAUGAAAAAUACAACAAUCAGAUUACCGUAAUUCCAGGAAUGGAAUAUAGGAUACAUAUGCAAUUCAUUGGUAUUCAGUCCAAUCCUUUUGGACCUUUUAAUAAACCCUAUCCUACGAACGAAGAGUUGAAAAAUAUGAUUGAUCAGGUUCAUGAAAUGGGUGGUUUAGUAACCGUAAAUCAUAUUCCCUGGAGUAACAAAACAGAAUGGAGAUACCAUGAUCCCACAUUACCGAAUCAUCCUACAAGGGAUGAACUUUAUGAAAUGGGUGUUGAUGGAUUUGAGAUCAUUAACGGAAACGUCUUCGAUUUCGAAACAUAUGUGUUCGCUAAAAAACAUCAAUCUCUUGCAAUUUCCGGUUCAGAUGUUCAUCAUCCAUCUGAGGGUGCAUACGCGUGGACUUUGUUGAAGGCGGCCAAUAGAACUGUUGAAGGUAUAAUGUCAGCACUAAAAGGGAAGGCUACAUCGUUUUUAUUCGAUGCUACAGGAACAAGGCCACGUUACUACCCCGCUGAUAAUAAGGAAUACUUGGCUCUAUUGCCAAUAACUGCAUUAGCAAAUGUAUUUGCUUCAUUUUAUGAUGAUUAUAGAGGAAUGUAUUCCUUCCAAGUGAUGAGAAAAGUUGUGAAAUUUAUGUACGCAAGAUACAAAAAGUUUAGAAAUGAUAGAAGGGGUCAUUGGCGCAGACUCGACGCAGAUGAACAAAAUCCGUAUAAUAGAGAAUAUUAUACAGAUAUGGAUGUUAUAGACAUGGAACCCUAA